UUCUAUCAGAUCAUCAUGGCUCGUCUUUCAGCAUGCUUCAUUUAUUUGUUCGUGGCAAAUGUGCUGUUCUCUCAGAGCCAGGCAAAUCCUGGUUGGAAGAAACGCACUGCCGAACCUGAAGCUUUAGCCAGUGCUGAAAGAUGGCAAAAAAGAUCUGCAGAUGCACUUCCCGGUGGGGGCUGGGGCAAACGAUCUGCUGAAGCCGCUCCUGGUGGAGGUUGGGGCAAACGAUCUGCUGAGGCUUCUCCCGGUGGAGGCUGGGGCAAACGAUCUGCUGAAGCCGCUCCUGGUGGAGGCUGGGGCAAACGAUCUGCUGAGGCCGCUCCCGGUGGAGGCUGGGGCAAACGAUCUGCUGAGGCCGCUCCCGGUGGAGGCUGGGGCAAACGAUCUGCUGAAGCCGCUCCCGGUGGAGGCUGGGGCAAACGAUCUGCUGAAGCCGCUCCCGGUGGAGGCUGGGGCAAACGAUCUGCUGAAGCCGCUCCCGGUGGAGGCUGGGGCAAACGAUCUGCUGAAGCCGCUCCCGGUGGAGGCUGGGGCAAACGAUCUGCUGAAGCCGCUCCCGGUGGAGGCUGGGGCAAACGAUCUGCUGAAGCCGCUCCCGGUGGAGGCUGGGGCAAACGAUCUGCUGAAGCCGCUCCCGGUGGAGGCUGGGGCAAACGAUCUGCUGAAGCCGCUCCCGGUGGAGGCUGGGGCAAACGAUCUGCUGAAGCCGCUCCCGGUGGAGGCUGGGGCAAACGAUCUGCUGAGGCCGCUCCCGGUGGAGGCUGGGGCAAACGAUCUGCUGAGGCCGCUCCCGGUGGAGGCUGGGGCAAACGAUCUGCUGAAGCCGCUCCCGGUGGAGGCUGGGGCAAACGAUCUGCUGAAGCCGCUCCCGGUGGAGGCUGGGGCAAACGAUCUGCUGAGGCCGCUCCCGGUGGAGGCUGGGGCAAACGAUCUGCUGAGGCCGCUCCCGGUGGAGGCUGGGGCAAACGAUCUGCUGAGGCCGCUCCCGGUGGAGGCUGGGGCAAAUAGAUGGAUCUAGUCAAGAUUUUAUUGUUCCUCUGUCUUAGUCAAUGCGAUUGUUUUCUUCAUUUGUCCUUUGCAUCGCCAUAAAAAAUAUAGCCGUAUUUUUGCA
Tigriopus californicus is the source of this 1114-nucleotide messenger RNA. RefSeq lists its product as uncharacterized. The transcript has 2 exons. Lineage: Eukaryota; Metazoa; Arthropoda; Copepoda; Harpacticoida; Harpacticidae. Bases 16 to 1011 code for a protein of 331 amino acids. The record is from RefSeq and is a predicted model, not a curated record.